CAAUUCCUCGUGAGUGUGUGAAGCCUGGUGGUGUUGUGAGACAUUCCUGGCCAGCUGACUGACGACAACACGUGUAUUAUAGGCUUAAUGGCAUCAUGUUUGUGGUUUAGGAUGGUGGGUGUGUGUACGGCAGGUUAAUGAGGAUAAAGGACGUGUUUUGGUGCUGGAGACGGCAGGAAGAAUGACUGAUGACACCCUGGAGAACAAUGUCUUCUACAGGCGCAUUAAGGAGCAUUAUGGGGAGAAGAUGGCAGGAUGGUGUGAGCCUAACUGGGUGAUCUGUGUGCCUCAACAAUCUGCCGUUGAGAAUGUGCCACUUACACUUCCUCUUAUAGAGGCACAUGCUCUGAAGCAGUACAGCCCAACUGGUCAGUAUGUGAGUGCCCAUUUUGGAAAGGACUUGAUAUAUGAGAUAACUGGUGAGGAGCCUCGGGUUAUCAUCUCCAAUGAAGAAGAGGGGACGGAGGUUGUGGUUUCAAAAACAACUGUUCUUAAUGAGUACCUGGUCACUAUUAAGGACAAGGUCAUCCAUAUAUUGCUGUUAAACAAAUUGCUCAAUACUACACAGGACCAAGAUGCUGAAGUGUCAAAUCACCUCCUCACAACAACAAUCACCUCAUUUGCUCAAGCAGAAAGAUUCUUGCGCAAGUUCCACUGCCACAGGCCACUCCUUCAAGAGAUUGACACAAAGGUGAUAGAGGCAUCUGAGCACAUCCAUCCAUCAAAUGAUGUGGAUCAGAUGCAGAAUAUAUUGCAAGAUGUGCUCAUACACUGCUGGGAAACCCUCCUUAAGAAACAUUCCCCCACUCUCCAGACACAUACCACCUUCCAGGAUUUACUUUUCAGAGCAUUGGAUUACUAUGUAUUGGGUCGACUGCAUGAGAUGUUGUGGUGGCUAGUGUGUGAGCGCUGUCAAGUGGUUGAUCAAUUGGUUAAGACAAGAUUAUCUCACCUGCGCCAUGCUAACCUUUCUUCUCUCCAGCUUGGUGUUCCUGCCAACUACUACACCCCUCUUCCUGCAGCAGUGGUGGAGUUGGCAUCACUGCCCAGUGUUGAGAGUGCUGUUGGGCGUCUGCAGUGCAUCAACUCUACCAUUGACCUUAUCCAAGCUCAGGCCAAGGAAGCAAGAGUUAAUCUGCACCAGUACAAAGAUCAAGAGGGCGAACCAGAAUUACUUCUAAGUACAGAGGAGUUGGUGGCCUUGUUAACAACAGUAGUGGUACAAGCUCAGUGCUCUCACCUGGUUGCCAAUAUCUAUUACAUGACCCACUUCGUGUUCUCUGUCACUGAGGAGGAUCCACUCUGGAAAAGCCUUGGUCUCCUGCGACUCACACUGGAGAAUAUAAUGAAACUAGAUGUGGCUCGUCUUCCACCGGCCAACAAGAACAUGCGAAAGGAGCUCUCACUUCAGGACCUCAUGCAGGUUAGUGCUGAGGUGGAGUCACGAUUUGAGACAAAGGGAGCCAGUCGCAGUAUUGGUGAUAUUACUGCCUUGGAUCUGCAGCUUCACCAACUGACCCAGCAGAUCCAACUCUCUACCCAAGCACUCUCAGACACUCACUUGACUGAGAGAAAUUCAGCCAGUCAUGGGUCUGGAGCUCAGCAAUGUCACCUACACAAGAUAGUGGCAAAGUGCAGAGUUUUAGGGAGUUUCUGUCAAGCAUUCCAUCUUCCCUGCGUGAGAGCCUGACGCGAAGACAGUCUCAGCAGAGAAGUGCCAUUCAGUCACACUCAAUGGGUAGCAAAAUAUUGUCCACCAGAGAUCUAACGAAAAGUUAUUAUAUUGUUGUUGAUAUUGCUGUAAUGUCAUUCAGCUUAUCUUCUUACUGUUGAAUUUUUUUUAAAUCUUUAAGAGGGCAAAUAUACAGUACUGUAUUUGUGAAAAGGUUCUCAACUAAGAACUUAUAUUAACCUCAGAGUCAUGAUUGAAACAGUAGUUCCACACAAGUAAAGAUAAAUGAUGAUGCUAAUUUGUAUUUCAGUAGUAAACAUAGUGCCUGUGGAUGUUAGGUUGCAUUUUGUGCAUGUACCAUAUCAUCACGAUGGCUGCAGAGGCAGUGUACAAAGUACUGUUGUAACUUGUGCAGCAUGUUGUUCCUGUUCCCAUUGCCUGAAUUCACAUUCAUUGUAAGUAUGAUGUGCAAAACAUUGAAAUUAAUGAUGAGUGGAGUUUUCUUGCGUUAUUUAAAAUACUAAGGCAAGUUUAGAGCUUUAUGGUGCUUUACAUAAGGAGAGAAUUUAAGUGAAAAUAUACUGGAACUUGUUAUCUGUGAAGUAUGUGAGUAGACGUGGCACUUUACAAGUGUCUUUCUUAAUUCCAAACUUACAGGCAGGAUUUAGGCAAGCAGCUGGAUUAAUUAAGUAGUUUGUUACUAAGUAAAGACAGAUCAGGAUUGUAUAUUAAUCCUGCCAUGUUUAAACCAUAUACAGAAGUACCUAAUGCCCUACACUGAAAAAGUUGCCUCCUUAUCCUUGUUGGGCAUGUUGGAUUAUUACAUGCCUUUUGCAAAGUAGUUUAAGAUGAACUAAAGGUUUAUUGGAAGGAGAAUAUGCUAGUGGAGCAGCUUUUGCAUUUUUUACCCUAAAAAGGUGGCUAUAUUUACGUGUGCUAUUCGGCAGGGACGGAAUAUAUUUCGCUAUAUAGAAGCGAGCAAAUGCUGAAGAUAAUGUUGUUCAAAUACAUUACAUGUAGAAUGCACCUUAAAUGAGAUUUUUUUUAUUAGAAAGCUGAAUCUUUUUUUCUACAAAUUCAUAAUUAGUCAAGAAAUACAGGUACUAGAAAUAAUAAUUUCUUGGAGAAAUCUUGAGUUGAACUGGACAUACAUGUUUUCCUGGCUCUGGGGUGAGCCACCAGCAUCGUCAUAGUAACCAGACAACAACAUAGCCAGGAGUGCACCCAAACAAUGGCGCAAAAACCUAAACAUCAUAUGAUGUUCGCAGCCCUUUAACCCUUAUGCCCCGGGUGAUGUACUAAGAUGCCCGACUGGCGCGCCCCAGGUGACGUACUAAGAUGCCCGACUGGCGCCCCAGGUGACGUACUAAGACGCCCCGACUAGCCGCCCAGGUGACGUACUAAGACGCCCGACUGGCGUGCCCCAGGUGACGAUACUAAGACACCCGCUAGCAUGCCCCAGGUGACGUACUAAGACGCACCAUUUCCUGCCACUGUUUAAAUGCCCAGCGCUGGUUAUCGGGUUCCAGUGUGACUAUUUGCCUGUCUCGCCACAGGGAAGCUUCCUGAACAUAAUUACUUACUUUUGUUUGUUUCAUUUCCAUUGUUUGUCAAUUUUAUCGUUGUAUCAAAAUAAUAUUGCUGAAAGUAGUGUAGUUGUAUUGUAGUGUAGUAUUACUGAAAAUAAUGCUAUGAUUAUGUUAUAAAUGAAUUUAUUUGUGGAAUUAUUAUUUUAUUCAUUACUUGCUCUUCCAAACACAAAGGCAGCCUGGAGACCGACUGUGUGUGUUGCCAAGUUUUUUUUAUGAAAAAUAAUGCAAAUAAAAUAUUCUAUAUGAAUUAUUUAUAGAAAAUAAGUUAUAUGAUCAGUAAAUAUAUGCAUUAUUGGCCAUCUCAGACACAAAAGCAAGCUAAAAAUAGCUGGUAAGUGACCACGAGCUCAGCUGUCAAAACACUGUCUCCUUAUAUCCCUCCCUACACCCUCCCUCAGUGCUGCCAGGGAAGUUUCUAGAGGGCCAAUAUAUAGUUUUUCUUACUUAUUUGUUAUUGUUUUAUCAUUUAAAAAGGUUAAAAUUAUUUUUGGAAAAGUUUUGAUUUUCUCGAUUUACUCACGCUUGGGGGGUACUACCAGCAGCACCCUACCCCGGGCUUAAGGGUUAAGCAGUUGGCAGCGAAACUGCCACACACUUUUCAACUUGAUCUAUGUAUUUUUCUAGUUAUUUGAAAAUAAUAAUAAUAAUAAUAAUAAUAAUGUUUUCAAUGUUAUAUCAUUGGAAAUUUUGCACAAUUUCUGUUAAGUAAAACAAAUUGGCAGUUUUCUGGUUUCAUAAAACUUAAGUCAUCCUGUGUGGUCAUCCUGCCCCAGGAGAUCCUCCUCUCCACCCGUAUCUUCUAGCAUUUGUUUCUAGACUUCUACUAUAAUAUUAAAUAAGAAGGUUAGUGGAGAGCAAUUUUAUAUGACCAUGAUAUUGGUAGUGGGUCUCCUUGGCAGUUAAUGUCUGUCAUGAAUGACUUUCAGAAGAUUAUCCCAAACAAAGCAUUGUUCCAAGUAAGAUUUGUUCAAGUUUAUGAAAAAUUUAUUGGUUUAGUAAAAAUAAGCAAAAUGAAGUUAUAGGUUAGUUAUUGGUUGAAAUUAUAUAUUGCUCUAAAAGUCAUACACAGUAAAUAUAAUUUUUGAGAUUAGUUAGUAAGAUUUUGUACAGCAAGGAUAGUGUUGUGUUGUAUGUACUGUACACAAGUUUGGCACAUACUGUAGGGUAAGUAGUGGCACCUUGUGACUUUCUGGUGCUGGGAUAUACAUACAAUUUGCCUUUCCAAUGUGAACAUGUAUGCGAGUGUAAAUAUUUAACAUAAUAAAUUAUAUUUAAUAUUUGCAUAAUAAAUGUUUAUAUACUUAACAUUUCUUAGCAUUGUUGUACAUUUAGGAAUACAGUAAACCCUUGAUUUCUAUGGCAAUUAUAUUCCUGAAGAACACUGUGAAUGUCAUAUCGGCAGAAUUUGGGGAAACUUGGAUGCAUUCCAGGACCUAGAUUUCUACCACCCAGUAUAUUAAAUCUAACAAAAUAAACUGGAACUAUCCAAUUCUAGUGAGGAUUUUGAGAGUGAUGAACUGCCUGAAAACUCUGGCAUACCCGGUAUUGGUCAGAGGAAGGUUACUGCUGUGCUAUGGUGGGUAGACUUUUUUUUUGGGGGGGGAGGGGGUUUGCUUGUUGCGUUGACUUGACUCUCAUUUGUUCUCAUUGCAUUUACACCUACAUUUGCUAGUAAUUGUGCUGCAAUAUUAUAAUAAUUGUCUCUUGUUUGUACACAUUCAGUAUAAACGGAAGAGAAAAAAAAAUGUGUAAGUAAUCCUGUACUGUAACUAAGAUUCCUAGCAACUUGGUAAGUGGAGGAGGGAACCCUCCUCUUCAGACACACCACAUUGAUAUAUGAUCUAGUCAUUGGGCUGGGUUAAGUCACAUCACUCCGUUUGGUCAUUUACUGGUAUGGCACGUCCUCCUACUGCCCAAUAGCUAGGACAAUCACAGCAUGGGACGAAUACAAAAUUAAAAAUUA
Molecule: messenger RNA, 5227 nt
Organism: Homarus americanus (American lobster)
Lineage: Eukaryota; Metazoa; Arthropoda; Malacostraca; Decapoda; Nephropidae
Exons: 12
Coding region: 182-1690 (502 amino acids)
Biological process (GO): early endosome to late endosome transport
Cellular component (GO): transport vesicle; late endosome; early endosome
Molecular function (GO): SNARE binding; guanyl-nucleotide exchange factor activity
Source: RefSeq, a predicted model, not a curated record